AGCGUGGAGGGGACAGGGCUUGGGGCCGAGCCGAGGCCGGGGCAGGCAGGGGCGGUAAACAGGAACGCGAGGCCCGAGCGGCGGGCGCGGAGCUGUGCGGAGCCAGCACAGAAAGACAUCAGUCAUGGCGGGCGAUGCCAUCAUGGUCAUGAGAGGCUUGACAAAGCUGAGCAAAGCAAUCAUAGAAACCCAAGCAGGUCAGCUUCGGCAGGUGCUACUUGGAGGGGAUGCAGUUACCAUUGCAAGGACUCUCCAGGCCACUGCUGAAGAGAAGUUCAGUUCUGCCUUGGGCAAAGUGCAGGAACUAGGCAAGCAGCAGGAGAACUUAACUGAUCUCAAUGAAGACUUUGGGAAAGACUAUGACUUCUCAGCCCAAGAGCGACCCGAUGCUCCAAUGGACUUCUCCACUCCCCCUGGCAAGCUCCACCAACACAGCAGCGAAGGCCCUGCGUACUCUUACACUACAAAUGGACCUUUUAGAAGUGCUGGUGAGACUGGAGAUUCUGACAUGAGUCCGAAGUCUUCCCCUCCCAAAAUGGAUGCAAGGUUAUUUGGAGGCUUUAGGGACCCUGGAAAUCCUUUUGCUGCUACUUUUGGACAAAACAGGGCUUUUCACCAAGACCAUUCCUCUGUUAGCGGAUUAACAGCUGAAGAUAUUGAGAAAGCCAGACAGGCCAAACCAGGUUCAGGACAGAAACCUUACAAACAGAUGCUCAGUGAGCGGGCCCGGGAAAGGAAGGUUCCUGUCACGCGGAUCGGACGGCUCGCCAACUUUGGAGGACUAGCUGUUGGUCUUGGCAUUGGAGCAUUGGCAGAAGUUGCAAAGAAGAGCCUCAGACCUGAGGAACGCACUGGAAAGAAAGCAGUGAUGGACUCCAGCCCGUUCCUGUCAGAGGCCAACGCAGAACGAAUCGUGAGAACCUUGUGCAAGGUCCGGGGAGCAGCACUGAAGCUAGGACAGAUGUUAAGCAUUCAAGAUGAUGCCUUCAUCAACCCCCACCUCCAGAGGAUUUUCGAGCGCGUACGUCAGAGUGCUGACUUCAUGCCCAUAAAGCAGAUGAUGAAAACCCUGAACAAUGAUCUUGGCCCCAGCUGGAGGGACAAACUGGAGUCCUUUGAAGAACGCCCCUUUGCUGCUGCUUCGAUUGGUCAGGUUCACCUGGCACGCUUGAAAAAUGGGAAAGAAGUUGCCAUGAAAAUCCAGUACCCUGGAGUUGCCCAGAGCAUCAACAGUGAUGUUAACAACCUGAUGGCUGUCCUGAGUAUGAGCAACAUUCUCCCUGAAGGUCUGUUCCCUGAACAUCUGAUUGAAGUCGUGAGCAGAGAGCUGGCCCUGGAGUGUGACUACCAUAGAGAAGCUGCCUGUGCAAGGAAAUUCCAGGAGCUGCUGAAGGAUCAUCCUUUCUUCUACGUCCCCAGAGUGAUAGAUGAGCUGUGCAGCAAACACGUCCUGACCACAGAGCUGGUGUCUGGCUUCCCCUUGGAUCAGGCUGUAGGGCUGAGCCAGGAGAUCCGCAAUGAGAUAUGUCACAACAUCCUGGUCCUGUGUCUGCGGGAGCUGUUUGAAUUCAGGUACAUGCAGACUGAUCCAAACUGGUCAAACUUCUUCUACGACCCACAGCUGCACAAGGUGGCCCUGCUGGACUUUGGAGCAACACGAGGGUUUGACGAGAAGUUCACAGAUGUCUACAUAGAGGUAAUCAAGGCAGCUGCUGACAUGGACAGAGAGAGAGUUCUGAAGAAGUCCAUUGAAAUGAAAUUCCUCACUGGCUAUGAAGUCAAGGAAAUGGAAGAUGCCCACUUAAAUGCUGUCCUCAUCCUGGGAGAGGCUUUUGCAUCCGAGGAACCUUUUGAUUUUGGCAACCAAAGCACCACUGAAAAGAUCCACGGUUUAAUCCCAGUCAUGCUGAAGCAUCGGCUGAUCCCUCCGCCAGAGGAGACCUACUCUCUUCAUCGGAAGAUGGGGGGGUCCUUCCUCAUCUGCACCAAACUGAAGGCCAAAAUUCCCUGCAAAAACAUGUUCCAAGAGGCAUACAGCAAAUACUGGAGCAGCAGAGGCAAGAAGCCAGAGGAGUAGUGAGGAUGAACUAAGAUGUCUUGUUCUGAGGGCACAGUUCCCUGAGCCUUGCAGAGAGCGUUGUAGCCUCCCAUGCCUUGCACCCCAGUUCUCCAUCCUCUUGAGAUGCAGCAGCUGUGCCCUGGAAGCCAAGGUUGUGUUUCAUGAGGACAAAGCUGUUCUGUCGUGCUCUGUGUGUCCUACACUGACUACCAGUGCAGCCUGCAGCUUGCAGGAAGCUGUCUUCUCGAGUGCUUCUCUACUGUGUCAAGGCAGCAGCUGACUACCUUGAGUGCAUUUGUAACGUUGUGAUGGUGGCUGCAGAUUCACUGGGGAGGGGAAAGGAGCAGAAGAGUAGCACUGAAUAGGGAAACCUGUUUAAAAUACUCCAAGAAGUCAGGUUUGUUGUUUUGGGUUUUUUUAAAGCCUUCCCUCUUUCAUGCCGUGGUGGAGUUCAAGUAGUUUUCAUGCUGUGAAUGGAAUACAAAGGUGUACCCCUACCACAGACACGUUCAGCACCUUCCCCCCUCCGUUUUGGUGGCAGUUUGAAGCCCCCUCCUGGAUUUCACUGACACUGAUAUAGUGCCAGGGGAGGGGGUGUGUGUACCUAGGAUGAAGCCUUUAUGCUUUCUGCCUCUCUUUGGCUUGCAUAGGAAGUAUUUUACAAAUCUGAGCACGCAGUGCCAGUCUCUUCAACACACCUGUACACCUGACAUAACCGUUCUCGGGUCUGGGAGUCAGAUGUCAUCCAGGGAGCUGUAUCUGAGCACACAGAGUGGGAUUCGUCACUGUCUGGCAGGUAUCACGUUUCCUGAAGGCCAGCUACAUGAGCUCCAACUCCUGAUACCAUCUGCUUGCUGGACUCCAAGAGCCUAGUCUGUCUGUCUGUCUAUCUCUUUGCUUUCCUCUAAUACAGAACUUAAGGCAAGGCAGACCUGUAAUGUCUCUCGGGGGCAUUUCAAGCUUUUGCUGAAGUGUCACACACUUACAAGCAGCCACACAGGGUUAGUUUGUUGGAGACAAGCCAGGAAACUGACUUUCUGUAGUUUUGUACCAAGCCUGUACCUGUAUGAUUCCUGAUUUCAAUAAAAAAAGUGCUUGUGCA
Molecule: messenger RNA, 3161 nt
Organism: Pogoniulus pusillus (Red-fronted tinkerbird)
Lineage: Eukaryota; Metazoa; Chordata; Aves; Piciformes; Lybiidae
Gene: COQ8A
Product: coenzyme Q8A
Exons: 15
Coding region: 125-2077 (650 amino acids)
Biological process (GO): ubiquinone biosynthetic process
Source: RefSeq, a predicted model, not a curated record